UACAGCUGUUGCUAAGCCACAUAUGGGCGGGAGCAUAAUGGUGAAACAGGUUUUGGAAGUCCAAGAAGUAUCUACUAUAUAAGUAAAUGGUUUCUAUUCGAUCUACACAUUUGAAUAUAAGCAAUAUUCAGUUGACGAUCGUUCAGAUUACAUUUAUACCGUAAGCUUUGAGAUAAAGAUGGUACGUUUAACAUUCGUAUUGUUGUUUGUUGUUGCUGUUGCUUUUGUUGUUGCUGAUGAGGAUGAAGACAAUUCCUGCACCGAACUUAAAGAUUGCCCUUGUGGAAGUAUUUGCAUUGACGGUGCAUGCACAGAGGGUUGCAUGUUGUACGACACAUUUAUGCCGGCGGGUUCCGAGUCAGAAGUUUACGGCAGAAAAUGUCAUUGUGGUGAAACUCCCGACGAGAAAGGAAUGUUGCUAGAGUGUGCUGAAAAUGUGGAAUUUGUAGGCGCUCCCGAAGGCGUUUCUGAAUGGGAGAACAACCCAGCUUGUGAAGUGACCACCGAGGAAGCCCCGGCUGAUGCAGCCACCGAAGCACCGGCCGUUUGAAUCAUGUUGACAUUCAUUUAACAUCAAGUUCACGACCGCUUGUCAUGUCGAAUUUCAUUUGCAUCACAUAAUUAUUAUGAAAUAA
Ruditapes philippinarum (Manila clam) is the source of this 635-nucleotide messenger RNA. RefSeq lists its product as uncharacterized. The record is from RefSeq and is a predicted model, not a curated record. Lineage: Eukaryota; Metazoa; Mollusca; Bivalvia; Venerida; Veneridae. The transcript is spliced from 5 exons. The coding region runs from base 179 to 550 and encodes 123 amino acids.